This is a messenger RNA of Callithrix jacchus (white-tufted-ear marmoset), 3652 nucleotides long. It is a transcript of the gene CD38, whose product is annotated as CD38 molecule. Gene Ontology annotation, molecular function: phosphorus-oxygen lyase activity; NAD+ nucleosidase activity, cyclic ADP-ribose generating. Lineage: Eukaryota; Metazoa; Chordata; Mammalia; Primates; Cebidae. The record is from RefSeq and is a predicted model, not a curated record. Gene Ontology annotation, cellular component: plasma membrane. Gene Ontology annotation, biological process: positive regulation of B cell proliferation.
UGCAGAGGAUUAAGGUGGCUGGUUCUCCGUGGAGGUGGAGUGGUUGGGUCACUGCACUGGAGCCUAUAGUUGUUGGUCUUUUAAACUCUUAUUGGUUUAACCAGCCACGGAACUCUGAGGCAAGGGGUUGGGGGUGGGAAGGGAAACAGAGAAAAGGCAAGUGAAAGAGAAGGGGAGGUGCAGUUUCAGAACCGGCCCGCCUUACCCCUGCUGCCUAGCCUCAUCUUCGCCCAGCCGACCCCUCCUGGAGCCCUAUGGCCAACUGUGAGUUCAGGCCGGUGUCUGGGGACAAACCCUGCUGCCGGCUCUCUAGGAAAGCCCAGCUCUGUCUUGGCGUCGGUCUCCUGUUCCUGACCCUCGUCGUGGUGGUCGCGGUGGUCGUCUCGAGGUGGCACCAGCAGUCCCAGCGCUCGCAGUGGGGAGGGCGGGGCACCACCGACCGCUUUCCCGAGAUCAUCCUGGAGCGAUGCGUCGAGUACACUCAAACCCUCCUUCCUGAGAUGAGACAUGUAGACUGUCAAAACAUAUGGGAUGCAUUUAAGGGUGCGUUUAUUUCAAAACAUCCUUGCAAAAUCACAGAAGAAGACUAUCAGCCACUACUGAAGUUGGGAAAUCAGACCGUACCUUGCAACAAGACUCUUCUUUGGAGCAGAACAAAACAUCUGGCCCAUCAGUACACAGAGAUCCAGCGGGACGUGUUCACCCUGGAGGACACACUGCUAGGCUACCUUGCUGAUGACCUCACAUGGUGUGGAGAAUUCGAGACUUCUGAAAUAAACUAUCGAUCUUGCCCAGACUGGAGAAAAGACUGCAGCAGCAACCCUGUUUCAGUAUUCUGGAAAACAGUUUCCCGCAGGUUUGCAGAAUCUGCUUGUGGUGUGGUCCAUGUGAUGCUCAAUGGGUCCUGCAGUAAUAUCUUUGACAAAAAGAGCACUUUUGGGAGUGUGGAAGUCCAUAAUUUGCAACCAGAGAAGGUUCACACACUAGAGGCCUGGGUGAUGCACGAUGGAAGAGGAGAUUCCAGAGACUUAUGCCAGGAUCCCUCCAUAAAAGAGCUGGAAUUGAUUAUAAGCAAAAGGAAUAUUACAUUUUCCUGCAAGAAUAUCUACAGACCUGACAAGUUUCUUCAGUGUGCGAAAACUCCUGAGGACUCAUCUUGCAUAUCUAAGAUCUGAGCCAGUCGCUGUGGUGUUUUACCUCCUUGAUUCCUUGUGGUUUAUGUCAACAUACAUGACUCAGCGGACUUGCUGGUGCAGAGCCGAAGAUUCUGGAGGGUCCUCCACAAUAAGGUCAACACCAGAGAUAGAAGCCUUUUCCCCCAAAGUCUUAAAAUAACUUACAUUAUCAGCAUAACUUUUAUUGUGAUCUAUCAAUAGUCAAGAAAAAUGAUUGCAUAAAAUUAAAAUGAAAGUUUUACAUUAAUCCUUUCUACUGAAAAAUGACCACACCAAACCUCUCUUAUUAGAACAGGCAAGUGAAGAAAAUGAAUGCUCACGUUUUCAGAAAGCAUUACAUUUCCAAAUGAAUGACCUUGUCGCAUGAUACAUUUCUGUGCCCUUCUUUUCCCCCUGUAGUUCUAACGUGGGUAUCUUUGCCAUCUCUGGCCCAAGGACUUCCUGACCUACAUGUAUAAAUAUUCCCUCACCAUGUAUAGUACUCUCUUAUAAAUGACUUCUCUACCGGAUUACUGGUUGCUCAUAAACCUCAUAUUUUGGCCGGGCGCAGUGGCUCACACCUGUAAUCCCAGCACUUUGGGAGGCCGAGAAGGGUGGAUCACGAGGUCAAGAGAUCCAGAGCAUCCUGGUCAACAUGGUGAAACCCCGUCUCUACUAAAAAUACAAAAAAUUAGCUGGGCAUGGUGGUGCGUGCCUGUAAUCCCAGCUAUUCAGGAGGCUGAGGCAGGAGAAUUGCCUGAACCCAGGAGGCGGAGGUUGCGGUGAGCCGAGAUUGCGCCGUUGCACUCCAGCCUGGGUAACAAGAGCGAAACUCCAUCUAAAAACAAAAAACAAAAAACAAAACCCUUAUAUUUUACUCGUAAAUGUGUUACUACUCCCUGUCUCCCUACUCCACUCUCAUUUGCUGUAAAAAUUUCUCUUACCAUCCCAACUUUCACUCCCCAUCGUGCUUACCUGAAGGUCGUGGGAAUGACCUGGGCUUUAAUGCCCCUUUUCUAACCUCCCAAGGCUCACCGUUUUCCUAUUGUAAUGGUUCUUCAUCUUAUAAUGUUUGAGGCACAUUUUCAAAUAUAGUCAUUUGAUUUUAGACUGAAUACUUGAAAGGACAUACACACACACACACACACACACAAAUAUAUGUAAGUGCAUAUAACUGCAUACACACACACACAUGCCUGUAUACAGUCAUAUGAUACAUAUGCACACACACACGCCUAUAUACAUAAUAUGCCACUUAACAAUGGGAAUGUGUUCUGAGAAAUGCAUCAUUAGCUGAUUUUGACAUUGUGUGAACAUCAUAGAUUGUAUUUACACAAACCUAGAUGGUAUAGCCUCCUACACACUUGGGCUACACGGUAUAACCUUUUGUUCCUAGGCUACAAACCUGUAUAGCAUGUGACUAUACUGAAUAUGGCAGGCAAUUUUAACACAAUGAUUAAUGUUGGUAUAUCUAAACAUAGAAAACGUGAACGUGCAGUAUGAUAAUCUUAUGAGACCACCAUCAUAUAUGUGUUCCAUCAUUUGGUCCAUUGUUGGCUGAAAAGUAUUUAUGAGGCACAUGAUUGUGUAUAUCCUUUCCUGUUACAAAAACAGUGUCUCUCAGUCCACAGUAAUUACGGCAUUCAGUAGGUCUUACUUAAGCCCUGAGUCACCAUUUGUGUCAACCUGUUUGGUGCCACGUCCAAAUCUCUUACAUAACCAGCAGACAAAGCUAGCAAAUAAUUUGGCAAAACGUCUUGUUUAUUUGGCUUUGUCUUUGCAACUUUCUGUGCCUUUCAUAGCUCUUGUUUGGAGGAAGCCCCACCCAUGUCUGCACACUGUGAUACAAAGGGGACAGCAUCAACUUGCUUCUUGGUGCCUUAUUCUUCCUUAGAACAAUUCCUAAAUCUGUAACUUAAGUUUCUCAGGAAGAUUCCAUACUGCACAGAAAAACUGCUUUUAUGAGUUUUUAAAAGGCAAAUUGUUAUAUGUGCUGGAUAAUUUUUAUGUAUGACAGAUAAAAAUUGUAUAAAGUAAAAUAUUAAAGUACACCUAGAAAACUGUAUAACUUUAAGUCAUUUUAUAAACACAUUGCUAUUUUCUCACAGUUUUUCUUAGAAUAAUAAAGCAAUUAAUUUACUUAUACUAUGAAGAGUCAUCAUUUUAAUACAUAUUUUAAGCAAUCCACCAAGAACUCAGUAGCCAGCUGAGAGGUGGUGUCUAGAGAGGUGGUGCUUAGCUGGGCCUUAGCUCACACACACAAAGCACAACAGGCUUUGAACUAUCCCCCAACAGGGCAUUUAUCCUUGAACUUGAUUCAGAGAGACACACAUUACCAUUCUCUAAUUGGAAUGCAAGUAGCACAAGGCAGUGAAAACUAUGGAAUUAAGAGGCAGUGACACAUUGGGCAAGUUUAUUAACAUCUGUGACUCUCUAGUUUGAAAUAUAUUUGUAACAGACAAAAAUGAAUCAUACAAACAAUAAAAUCAUAAUGAAGA